AUGGAAACUCAGGCUUCCAUCAUGUUGGGUCGACCUGCCGGCAUACCGGCUGACGACGUCGAUACUGAGUUUCCAAGUGAUGGAGGUGAGACGCAAGAUUCGAGUUCCGGUAUUGAGCACUUGUCAACAGGCUCACCAGAGAGCUCCACUACGAAUCUGAAGAGGGCGAUCCACACUUUCCGUGUUCGGCAUCUCUUGAGCCAGAUACAUAGCUUCGUGUACUCGAAGUCCCCAGCUUGUUGUUUUUCGAAGGAAAGACACGACCGACAUAUACAGCAUCUUCGCAACAAGCUUGAGGCGUGGAAGAGUUCAAUUCCAGCGAUAACGUGCACUACCGACCCACCAAUGUCAUUAUUUGGUACCUCGGACUGGUUCGCGCUGGAAUACGACUAUGCUAUCCUUCAGCUCUACAGAGUAAAGAUGGUUGAUCCACAAGCAGAUCCGGGGGAUCCUGUCUUCCUUGAAUGCAUGGGAGCAGCUGAGAGAAUUUGUCAUCACUACCGCCGCCAAUUUCCUGGAGGACCGGCCAGCUUCACGUGGGUCGCACUGCACGAGCUAUUUCUAGCUGGCUUAACCUACGUUCACUGCCUAUGGGCAUCACCUGCCGUACGGAACGCACAGCGCCACGGCCAGGUCAGAGACACUUGCACUAACUGCACGAUUGUUCUCGUUGUUAUGGCCGAGCGGUGGAGCGCCGUUGCUCCAUACCGUGAUCUAUUCGAAAUUCUUGCGAAUCGAACCAUCAGGUUAAUUGAGACUGACGAGCAUGAUCAGAUGGACCCAAUAGAUAUUCCCACCAUCACAGGAGGCCAAGAAAAUGAAGAGGCAGAGAACUGGGCACAUUGCAUGUUACCAGUUUUUGAAGCCGGCAUGUCUAAUGGGUACAACGAUUUGCUGUCGAGGUGGACAGUUGAUUUUGCACUAUCAAAUUAA
Molecule: messenger RNA, 933 nt
Organism: Pestalotiopsis fici W106-1
Lineage: Eukaryota; Fungi; Ascomycota; Sordariomycetes; Amphisphaeriales; Sporocadaceae
Exons: 2
Coding region: 1-933 (310 amino acids)
Biological process (GO): DNA-templated transcription; positive regulation of transcription by RNA polymerase II
Molecular function (GO): sequence-specific DNA binding; DNA-binding transcription factor activity, RNA polymerase II-specific; zinc ion binding
Source: RefSeq, a predicted model, not a curated record